GUAGGAAGUGCUCACAGAUCCGGACCUGCUGUCACAGGCUGUCAGGCGUCAGAAUGGCCGGCCGGCUCUCUCUCCAGGAGGUGGACCUCACCUGUCCCAUCUGCUACAGUAUCUUCAAGGACCCAGUGGUCCUCAAGUGCAGCCACAGCUUCUGUGCCUCCUGCCUGCAGCAUUACUGGAGCCGGCGGGGGCGAGCCCGCGACUGCCCCCUGUGCAGGGCCGAGAGCGUGGACGACCCCGUGCCCAGCCUCACCCUGAAGAACCUGUGCGAGUCGUGCAUCCCCGAGGAGGACGAGGGACCCGAGGAGAGGAAAGCCGAAGAGCUGCCCUGCGAGCCGGGGGAGAUGUGCCCCCUCCACGGGGAGAGGCUGAAGCUUUUCUGCCUGUUGGACAAGGAGCCCAUCUGCGUGGUCUGUCACACCUCCAGGAAACACAAGCAGCACGACUGCUGCCCCGUCAGCGAAGCCGUGGCAGACGUGAAGGAGAGGAUGAAGACGGUCGUCGGCUUGUUGCAGGAAAAGAAAGACGCGUUUGACAAAAUGAAGAAAAACUACGAGGAGACUGUGGUUUACAUUCAGGUCCAGGCCCGUUACGUGGAGAGACGAACCCGAGAGGAGUUUCAAAAACUUCACAGCUUCCUUCAGGCGGAGGAGGAGGCCAGGAUGGACGAGCUGAGGAGGGAGGAGGAGGAGAAAAAGCGAGAGAUGAUGCAGAGAAUCGAAGAGAUUGAGAGAAAUAUAACGUCCGUGUCGGCAUCGAUCAGAGAGUUGGAGGAGGAGAUGGCUUUAGAGGACAUCUUUGUCCUUCAUAAAUGCAAGGGGGCGCUGCCGAGCACCGACAGUCCAGCUGAAGCUCCGGUCAUGGCUCCAGCGGCGCUCAUCGAUGUGGCCAAAUACGUGGGAUCUCUGACGUUCCACGUUUGGGAGAAGAUGCAUAAAAUCAUCAAAUACACCCCGGUCACUCUGGACCCGAACACCGCCGCCCCUUGGCUCACCUUGUCGGACGACCUCACCAGCGUCUGCGACAGCGACGAGAUGCAGCAGCUGCCCGACAACCCGGAGAGGUUUCACCCCGACACGGCCGUGCUGGGCCACGAGGGCUUCACCUCUGGGAAGCACUCCUGGGACGUGAACGUGGGCGACAACACGGCGUGGGUCGUCGGCGUGGCCAAAGAGUCGGUGCUGAGGAAAGAGAAGGUGUCGUCGGUGCUGAUGAACGGCUACCUGUGCGUGUACUUCUACCACAAAAUGUACUUCGCAGGCACCUCUCCUCUGUCCCGCCUCACCCUGAAGAAGAACCCACAGAGGGUCAGGGUGCUGCUGGACUGCGACAAGGGCCGGGUGUCGUUCUACAACCCGCAGGACAACACGCACAUCUACACCUUCAAGCACGCCAUCGCCGAGAGAGUCUUCCCGUACUUCUGGGUGGGCUGCCAGCAGUGUCCUCUGACGGUGGAGCCGAAGGAAGUUUCCGUGAAGGUUGUUGAGUAUUGUUGAGAGAACACAACUUUUACUUUUUCCAAAAAAGGGUGAGGAACAUCUUUGAACAUCACAUGGAGCGAGGAGGCUGCUCAGAAUGUGAAAUCAAAGAGCAUCAGAUCUUUUCUUUUGUGUUUCUCUACAAUACCCACACAAUGAAUGCCUUAUCUGCUCACUGAUGAUUUCACUUGAACUUGAUCCCUGCACUCUGAAGGUCCCUCUGUCUCUCCUGUCCGUGGUUCUUUACAUUUUAAUACUCUGUGAGCUUGAAAACAGCAUUAAAGAGAAUUAUAAUUUUAUGAAUUUAAGUUUGCAUAAUGAUUCCGCACUUGCACGUCAAGCUCUUGAGGUCGCUAAGCUUUAUGUGCAAUGACUAAUGAUGAUGUUUGUGGAAACUAAUGAAUAAUAAAUCAUUUACAAAUAUAAA
Paralichthys olivaceus (Japanese flounder) is the source of this 1905-nucleotide messenger RNA. Its product is annotated as E3 ubiquitin-protein ligase TRIM35-like. Gene Ontology annotation, biological process: protein ubiquitination. The record is from RefSeq and is a predicted model, not a curated record. Lineage: Eukaryota; Metazoa; Chordata; Actinopteri; Pleuronectiformes; Paralichthyidae. Gene Ontology annotation, cellular component: cytoplasm. Gene Ontology annotation, molecular function: ubiquitin protein ligase activity; zinc ion binding; protein binding.